This is a messenger RNA of Trichoderma atroviride IMI 206040, 973 nucleotides long. RefSeq lists its product as uncharacterized. Gene Ontology annotation, cellular component: COPII-coated ER to Golgi transport vesicle; endoplasmic reticulum membrane. The record is from RefSeq and is a predicted model, not a curated record. NCBI's taxonomy places the organism in Eukaryota, Fungi, Ascomycota, Sordariomycetes, Hypocreales, Hypocreaceae. Gene Ontology annotation, biological process: endoplasmic reticulum to Golgi vesicle-mediated transport.
GCUUGUGACAACCGAACCGACAAGAAGCACCUCCAGCUCUUCUUCUGCCGCCUCUCUCUCCCGACUUACAACUUCACGUAACCCUCAAAGACCACCGGCAUGAUGUCUGGAGAAGCGUGGCUGUUCCUUUUGUCGGUGUUGAUCAACGCCGUCAACCUGUUCCUGCAGGUGUUCUUCACCAUCAUGUACAGUGAUUUGGAAUGCGACUACAUCAACCCCAUCGACCUCUGCAACCGCCUCAACGCCUACAUCCUGCCCGAAGCUGCCGUCCAUGGCUUCCUGACCUUUUUGUUCUUGAUCAACGGAUACUGGGUUGCCCUUAUUCUCAACCUGCCCUUGCUUGGAUACAACAUUAAGAAAAUUGUUGACAACACCCACUUGCUUGAUGCCACCGAGAUUUUCCGAAAGCUUAAUGUCCACAAGAAGGAGUCAUUCAUCAAGCUGGCCUUCCACUUGAUCAUGUUCUUCUUCUACCUCUACAGCAUGAUUGUUGCUCUCAUCCGCGAUGAGUCCUCGUAAACCGUGUUGAAUGACUGACGAUACUACCCUACCCCACCAUACGAUACCAUUAUCUCUGGCAGGAUCGAUAAACUAAACAUGACGGGAUCUCUGACGAGGAGCCGGUAGGGCAAGACACGAAUGGGAAAUGGGCCGUGGAUGUUUAGAACUACGACGGAGCUGGCAAAGCGGUGGAGCAGCUGUUGAUGAGAAAGAGACGGGCUUUACCUGCAGCUUUAAGCACAGCGUCUGGUGACAUACAAGCGCUUGGAGCUUAAUACAUUGAGGCGAUCUUUUUCUCUCUUUUUACGAGAGAUGAUUUUUUUCGCGGCUUGGGUUGCGCAGCCUCCUGCUUUGCUUAUUUUUUCCGCAGGAGGGCUGGCCAAAUUUGUUUGAAGCUAUGUGGAGUAAUGAUGGAAGCUUUGAGUACUAGGGAAGACAAAAAUCUAGUUAAUAAAGUUAAUUGUAAAUCUUG